Oncorhynchus gorbuscha (pink salmon) is the source of this 3463-nucleotide messenger RNA. RefSeq names its product voltage-dependent L-type calcium channel subunit beta-4-like. Bases 1 to 1158 code for a protein of 385 amino acids. Gene Ontology annotation, biological process: chemical synaptic transmission; regulation of voltage-gated calcium channel activity; neuromuscular junction development. The transcript is spliced from 14 exons. The record is from RefSeq and is a predicted model, not a curated record. Gene Ontology annotation, cellular component: voltage-gated calcium channel complex. NCBI's taxonomy places the organism in Eukaryota, Metazoa, Chordata, Actinopteri, Salmoniformes, Salmonidae. Gene Ontology annotation, molecular function: protein binding; high voltage-gated calcium channel activity.
AUGGGCUACUUUGAGAGCUUGGAUUUGGCCUUAGGUUCAGCUGAUUCCUACACUAGUAGACCCUCAGAUUCCGACGUGUCCCUGGAGGACGACCCGGAGGCGUCUCGGCUAGAAGCCGAGCGCCAGGCCCAACUGCAGCUGGAGAGAGCCAAGUCAAAACCCGUAGCAUUUGCAGUGAAGACCAACGUGAGCUACUGUGGUGCUCUAGAUGCUGACUGUCCUGUCCAAGGUGCUGCUAUCAACUUUGAAACCAAAGACUUUCUACACAUAAAAGAGAAAUACAGCAAUGACUGGUGGAUUGGUCGGCUGGUGAAGGAAGGGGCAGACAUAACUUUCAUCCCCAGCCCGGUGAAACUGGAGGCCAUGCGGAUCAAACAGGAACAGAAACAGGCCCAGAGGAAAGCGGCGAACUCAUCGUCGGGUUGGAGAUCCACACCACCUAGUGCAGCCAAACAGAAGCAGAAGCAGACAGAGCAUCUCCCACCCUAUGAUGUUGUUCCUUCCAUGAGACCAGUGGUGUUGGUGGGGCCGUCACUGAAAGGCUAUGAGGUAACAGACAUGAUGCAGAAGGCCCUGUUUGACUUCCUGAAACACAGGUUUGAUGGAAGAAUCUCUAUCACGCGGGUGACUGCUGAUCUGUCAUUGGCCAAAAGGUCUGUAUUGAACAAGAAGGCUAUCAUGGAGAGGUCCAACACACGCUCCAGUCUUGCUGAGGUCCAGAGUGAGAUUGAGAGGAUUUUUGAGCUGGCUAAGACUCUACAGCUCGUAGUUCUGGAUGCAGACACUAUCAACCACCCAGCACAGCUCCUCAAAACAUCCCUGGCUCCUAUCAUCAUUUACGUUAAGGUGUCCUCUCCAAAGGUUCUUCAGAGGCUCAUUAAAUCUCGGGGGAAAUCUCAAAGUAAACACCUCAAUGUACAGAUGAUGGCAGGGGACAAACUAGCACAGUGUCCACCCGAGAUGUUUGAUGUGAUCCUGGAUGAGAACCAGCUGGAGGAUGCAUGCGAACACCUGGCAGAAUACCUGGACAUCUACUGGCGCGCCACUCACCUGCCCUGCUCCGCCCCCCUCAACCCCCUAUUGGACCAGAGCGAGGUCACCCCGCCCUCCGCUAACUCCAGCCAACAGUUCUCCGAGACUCAGGAGUUAAUAGAAUGAUCACUCCUUAGCUACCACAGGUCUGGAUGUGGUAAAGAGACCAAUCCAACUCGACCGAAAUCCCACAUCAACGCCAUUCAGGAUCUCCUCAUUGCCCUCCAUAAAAAUUAGCCUACAUUUAGGCUAUUGUUUAUAUGUGUAUUUGACACUAUUUUGGAGUGAAAAUCGGAUUAAAAUGCUUGUAUGGAUGUCAACGCCAAUACAGGUUCAUGUCAUCAUCACUAAUCAACUGAUUUACACUUAAAAACGGCUUCAAGUACCACCACCGAUUUCUAUAUGCUAGCUACGCUACCAGCUUCUACGAACAUAAAUUAGCAUUUAACAGACUUUUUUAUAAUCACGAAAAGGACUAUUUCUAAAUAUUAUGCAGCGAAAACAGUAGCAACCACAUUGUGGGCCUGUUAGAACACAAAUAUCUUGACAGAUUUGAAGAAUAUCCACUUUGUAUAAUCUGAUUUUUAGAAUGUGUUUUUAGAUGGUUUCCUUGCUGUUUCCCCGCGGUCUGCGUUCCAUUCAUCUCUAAACGGCAUAUAUUGCUCGCUUUCGCUUGCUUGAUAACUAGUUUUUUUCCCUGGUCUGUUUUCAAUUGUGUUUCUGUAGCUAACUGUUUUUUGUAGGUGUUAUAUAGUGACACAGAGGAAUCAAACAUAUAUGAAUCAGAGCACAUCAAAGCACAUUAUCAAAGCACAAACUUGCACACUGUCAUCUACAACUCUUAUGUAUAUUUAUCAUGUAUCAACAUUAUGGAUCUACAGUAGAUCAGAGUAGUUUUGCCAUUGAAUCCACCAAUCAGAUCGCAGAUAGCGACCGAGAUAGGAGGAGUCAGACCAGACACUUUUGCAUGUCUACCUGAAAUGUAUAUAUAAAAAAAAUUAAUGACCAAAAAGAUCAUCGUUACUUGAGGAGAUACGUUAACCAUUUGUAGGGAAGUUCUAAACUUUUAGGCAACACACGAACACUCUCCCUAAAACCAAUUCCAGACUGUCCAGAAUGUAUCACUACAGGACUUUACUGUAGCUCUCCUCCUACUGGCAGGAUUCAGUCUGAUCUGUUUCCUCAGACACUACAUCACACUCAAUGUAGGCUAUUUGAGCAGUUGAUUAGCACUUAUAAAAAGAUCAGUUAAAGUUCUGAUAAUUAAUUCAGUUAAAGUCCCAGUGCUCCAGUGGUGAGUAGCCUAUAAAUGAUGCUUCCACUAUAAUUCAGUUCUUACGAAUUAUGAUGUAAAUCUAGCCAUUCCACUGUAAUCACAAGGACUGUGACAAAGCAGAGGAAGAGGAAGAGAGAGGCCCAACUCGGCAGCAAAUCGGUCUCCCUCCAGCAGAUGGCGUUUUUAUGUUGUUUCACCCAUCAAGCAAUGAGUUUUUGGAUGGAGGUCAAAUGAGAGAGUGUUGAAUUUGGUCAACAAAAUAAUUUAUGGGUUAUUUGCUAUGUGAGGUUUAUUUGAUAAAAUAAAAGUUUUGUAAUGCUUAAAUUGUUACUAGUAUACUGAUAUAAGUUGGAAAAAACACUUUAUAUCGGAGUUGUCUCGAAAUGGCUAUGCAUAUUCAUGGCAUGAGGCUAGUAGCAUAGCGUCUCUCUCCGUUGAAUACAGGAGGUUGAUGUCAACAACUCUCAUUGAAUAUUCAAAAAAUGAUUAUAAUAAUGAGAUGUAAUCAACCAAUCCAAAGAAAGGAUAGGCGGGAGCUAGACAGCCCGCUGUGCCGCUUUGUGGACAACGACUCCCAUUGUUAGGGAGGAGAGACGUAUAUCUUGUCAGUAUAUCAAUAAUCCUAGGCCAAAGGGUGUCCAUAGCACUUCCUGUCAUUCAUGUGUGUGGAGCGAGGGACCUCUAGUGGUGGGCUUGUGUCACGACACCUGAAGUGACAUAGUAUUCAAUGUUACCCAAUUGUAAUACCAUAAUAGAAUGUCAACUCAUAAUGAAUCUGAAUAUAAUAGGUAAUCUAGAGGAAAAAGUAGAAUGAUGAUGUGUUGACCAUAUGUAGAUCAAACACCAUUUGUAUGAGCUUCCAACCUUUACCAUUACAUUUACAUUACAUUUAAGUCAUUUAGCAGACGCUCUUAUCCAGAGCGACUUACAAAUUGGUGCAUUCACUUUACCAAUUUGUAACAUAUUGUAACAUAUUCGUAACAUAUUGUUACGAAUUGGAAUUAGCAACAUAUCAUACGAAUUUCAGGAUUAUAAUUUCAAUUAAUCAAGCAAAUGUAUUUAUAAAGCCCUUCUUACAUCAGCUGAUGUCACAAAGUGCUGUACAGAAACCCAGCCUAAAACCCUAAACAGCAAGAAAUGCAGGUGUAGAAGCAU